AUGAAGCGGCAAUGGGGCAACCUGGUUCGUGGCGCACCAUUCAUUUCGGCAAAGAUCUUGCAGCAGCUUCUCACGGCCCACAGCAAGUUUCGGAUCAGUUACAAGCAGGCGUGGCGGCUGCGUGAGGCAAUCCAGAAGGAGAUGUACGGGGAUUGGCAGGAGUCGUUCAGGUUGCUGCCGACGCUGGCUGCAAGGUUUAAGGAGAUAGAUCCGGCUGGAAACUUCAAGAUUCAGACGGUAGACGACUGUUUCAACCGCAUGUACAUUCAGCCGUCUGCAUCACGCGAUGCAAUUGGUUUUUGCCGCCCCGUUGUUGCACUGGACGGGACGUUCCUAAUCAGUGCACAACGCGCAACCCUGCUCAUUGCCGUGGUCCUCGACGGUAACCAGAAGAUUCUGAUGCUGGCGUGGGCUCUGGUCGAAGGAGAGAACAAGGAUUCGUGGACCUGGUUCCUGCAAUGCUUUAUGGAGAGCUUCCCGGAGUGGCCACACCGUGAUGAUGCGUCCAUUAUCAGCGAUCGUGACAAGGGCCUAAUUCCUACUGCACGGGAUGUGCUCCCGCUUGGCAUACCUCACUACUUUUGUGCAUGGCAUCUCCAUCAGAAUGUUGUGAAGUUUGGUGAGGCUGCUGCUCUUUUCUACUGGCGUCUUGUGAAAUGCAGGGACCGCGACAAAUGGGACGCCUUGGUCGCAGCAUGCCGCCGUGACUUCGAGCCAAUGGCGAACUAUCUCCUCGGCAUCGAGAAGCCGGCCACGUCAACAAGCAGCCGAGAACCCUGA
Messenger RNA from Closterium sp. Yama58-4, 780 nucleotides. Lineage: Eukaryota; Viridiplantae; Streptophyta; Zygnematophyceae; Desmidiales; Closteriaceae. The record is from the annotation of a GenBank genome assembly.